AUGCAUACUUCCGAUCAUCCUGGUUUGCUUCUGAUCUCUAUCAAACUUGAUGGAUCUAACUUUGAUGAUUGGGAAGCUGCGAUGAAGAUUGCUUUGGAUGCGAAGAAUAAAAUCGGUUUUGUAGAUGGAUCGAUAUUACGUCCUCUUGAAUCCGAUCUAAACUUUCGUGUUUGGUCUCGUUGUAACAGCCUUGUUAAGUCAUGGAUUCUUAACUCGGUAUCAACUCAGAUCUAUCGUAGUAUCUUGCGCUUGAAUGAUGCUACUAAUGUUUGGCGUGAUCUUCACAGGAGAUUUCAUAUGACGAACUUGCCACGAACUUACAACCUCACGCAGGAGAUACAUGAUCUGCGUCAGGGCUCUCUUUCCCUCUCUGAUUACUUCACCAAGCUAAAGACUCUAUGGAGCAGUUUGGAGAGUUGUGAAGAAGCUGAUGAUCCUGUACGAAUCAAUGAAUCAUAUGAUGUGAUUCGCAUAAUGAAGAAGACUCUGCCUUCUCUAACUGAAGUUUAUAACAUCCUUGAUCAAGAUGACAGUCAGAAGAGUUUUGCGACUGCCAUUUCACCUGCUGCUUUUCAGGUGUCUGAGACUUCAGUUUUACCUUCGAGUGUGUGCUAUGUUCAAACGGGAACUCACAAAGGCAAACCUAUUUUCUCGUUCUGCAACAAAGUUGGUCACAUUGCGGAGAGAUGUUACAAGAAGCAUGGUUUUCCUCCAGGUUAUACUCCAAGAGGCAAAACACCUGAGAAGUUUCAGAAAUCACCUUCUGUUACUCCUGCGGUUCCUACCUCUACUAAACCUGAAGUGAAGUCUCCAUCUCUUGACAAAUUAAUUGGUAAUCUCUCUAAAGACCAGAUUCAGUAG
Brassica oleracea var. oleracea is the source of this 861-nucleotide messenger RNA. RefSeq lists its product as uncharacterized. The transcript has 2 exons. The record is from RefSeq and is a predicted model, not a curated record. Bases 1 to 861 code for a protein of 286 amino acids. Lineage: Eukaryota; Viridiplantae; Streptophyta; Magnoliopsida; Brassicales; Brassicaceae.